AUGUAUUCUCCAGGAAAUCUUUCGUCAUUUUGUGACUUAAAAUUACCACCUUUGAUAUUCCCCACACCGCCCACACCUUCUGCUUCCGCCUGCUCCUCCUCAACUUCCUCUCCUAUAUGUCCUACUUCUCCUAUACGCCCUACUCCUAUACGUCCUAUUCCUAUACAACCUGAUUUAACUCCACGCCGAAUCCCUUUACCAUUACUACCUACCUUCUCUUGUUCUCAAAACCCUCCUUCCAUUACCUCAAAUAAUCAUCACCAUAAUUCAGAACUCCCUUGUAAUUCCAUUAAUUCCGUAGAUACUUUUACAACUUACUUAGUCACUCCUUUGCAAAAUAAAACCUUUCUACAGGUGAAGGAAGUCACUUGUGAAGAAUGUGGAAAAGUAUACCGGGGAAAGAACUCCCGAUCAAUCCUGCGUCGCCACCUUAAAGAAAAACAUAAAAUUGAACCGCCCCGUGGAACUCGUUGGGAUAAUGACCCCAACCGUCCUAAAAAUGACGAGGAAAGACGUCAAAGGAUGUUGGAGUCUAAGAGAAGGUCGGCACAAAAAGCCAGGGCAAGGAAGAAACAGCUCGAACAACAAAAAGCAUCCAAUGUCACUCCUUUAAAUACUUGGACGGUCUCGACUCCAACAUCCUUCACAUCCUCCACUUCCUCAAUAAAAUCCACAGCCAUCUCCUCCUCCAUAAGAUCCGACUCUAUCUCCUUCCCACUCUUCAUUAACUAUCGUAUAACGUCUUAUCCUUCUUCUACUCCUUCGAUCUCCUCCCUCAACAUUAAUACCGAUAAACAUCAUUUAUGCAAUUCGUGUUCUUCACCAAUUCACUAUCAUAUGUGA
Diversispora eburnea is the source of this 843-nucleotide messenger RNA. Lineage: Eukaryota; Fungi; Glomeromycota; Glomeromycetes; Diversisporales; Diversisporaceae. The record is from the annotation of a GenBank genome assembly.